This is a messenger RNA of Ictidomys tridecemlineatus (thirteen-lined ground squirrel), 2228 nucleotides long. The record is from RefSeq and is a predicted model, not a curated record. NCBI's taxonomy places the organism in Eukaryota, Metazoa, Chordata, Mammalia, Rodentia, Sciuridae.
UCACAGCAGCUUGGGCUGACUAGUUCAGGGCCAUAAACCCAGACCCGGCUUCAUGGAGAGGAGAUGAACAAUACAGAUGAAACCUCCACACCCAUGUCAAAUCAGAAUCUUGACAUGGUGUGAGGGAGAUAUGGCCUCAGCAGUGAGGCCCCUGAGCAAGAGAUAGAGGAGCAAAGGCUGAGGGGCCAGAAGUGCCGACAGAAAGGGAGAGGGGCUGCACAGCCUGUGGGUGAACCCAAGGGGUGACUCACAGGUCUGGGCAUUGGCCUGGACCCAGCCCUCCACUGGACCCCUUCCCUAUCUCCUGGCCUCACCCUAGACCAACAGUCUUGCUAUGUUCUGGCCACCCCAAGCCAGAGGGUGGACUGUUUCCUAAGGUCACACCUGCAUUGGCUCUGUUCAGCUAUGCAUUCCCACUCUGAGCUAGGAUCCAGGGGGUGUUGGCCUGGCUGGGUUCUCCAUAUGGAGUCAGCCGGCCAGGCCUGAGGUCUGGGUUCUUGAGUCUACAGUCAGGGCCCCAUGUGGGGCUGGCUGGCCCAGCCAAGCUGGGAUUACUGGACAGAACAAUAGAGCUCAGAAGCCCCAGUGACCAUGCCCCACCAGGAGGCAGGAUCAGGUUCAGAGAUGAGCUGCCAAGGAUUCUCUGGAGCUUCCCAGCCUGACCGCAAGCCCCAGGUCUCCGUACAUGGUAUCCUCUCCCUGCCACUUCCCAAGUGCUGCUCAAAGAAUCUUUGUUUGAGGCUGAGCCCAGCACUGGGCAGAGCUGCCUUACCCAGUCCAGCCUCGGAGACAGGAUGAGGGGGGCUUCCCAGCUCCAGAUCCUGCGCCUGCUGGUAUUUGGAGCUACCGGGUCGUUGGCGUCCGCAGCCUGUGGGCAACCCCUCAUGUCCAGCCGGAUCGUGGGGGGCCGGGAUGCCCGUGAGGGAGAGUGGCCCUGGCAGGCGAGCAUCCAGCACCGGGGGACGCACGUAUGUGGGGGGUCGCUCAUCGCGUCCCAGUGGGUGCUGACUGCAGCACACUGCAUGGCCAGACAGGCACUUCCAUCUGAGUACCGCGUGUGCCUGGGGAUGCUGCGCCUGGGCCCUGUGUCACCCCCGGCACUCUCUGUGCCAGUGUGGAGGGUACUGCUGCCUCCAGACCACUCUAUGGAUGCCACCCGCGGUGACCUGGCGCUGCUGCAGCUACGCCACCCAGUACCAAUGAGUGCCCACAUCCAACCCAUCUGCCUGCCCAUGCCUGGUAGUCACCCACCACCCAGCUCACCCUGCUGGGUCACCGGUUGGGGCACCCUCCGCCCAGGAGUGCCACUUCCAGAGUGGCGCCCCCUGCAAGGAGUGAGGGUGCCACUGCUGAGCUCACGCACCUGUGACCGCCUGUACCAUGUGGGCACCAGCAUCCCUGAGGCGGAGCGCAUAGUGCUGCCAGGAAACCUCUGUGCUGGCUACCUCAGGGGCCAUAAGGAUGCCUGCCAGGGUGACUCCGGGGGACCCCUAAGCUGCUUGCAGUCUGGGCACUGGGUCUUGGUGGGUGUGGUGAGCUGGGGCAAGGGCUGUGCCCUGCCCAACCGUCCUGGUGUCUAUACCAGCGUGGCCAAGUAUAGCCCCUGGAUUCAGGCUCACCUCAGCCUCUAAUGAUGGGUGGUUUUGGUGCUGCUGACCUGGAGCCUCAGCCUUGGUCCAUCCAGGACCUGCACACGUUCUCCUCUCAGAGAUCCUAACGGGCCAUCCAUGUACUCUCCAUUCCCCUGCCUCUUCUCCUCCAGGGCACUUACUGAAUGUGAUUCCACAAGCCAGCAAUCCAGGGACCUUCUGUGUGUCCUGGGGGCUCACUCUCCUCCUUCCCCUCCUGUCUCAUCUUUACCCUCAGCUCUGGCCAGGGAUGAGGGCAGGACAGCAGAUAUAAGCAAACCAGCUGCCCCUGUCUGGCCUGUGUCCCCCUUGUUUUCUGGAGGAAGACAGACAUAUGCAAAGCAUAAGAGAGAUUCAACACCAAGCGUCUCCGUUGCUGGCUCUGAAGAUGGAGGAGCCAGGAACUGAGAACAUCCUACAGUGGCCUCUGGUCGACAUCCAGCAGGGCACAAGAAUCUGGGACCUCCAAAUGCCAGUUCUGUGAGCCCCGCCCUGAUGACCACUUGCUCUCAGCCUAGUGAGACCCUAAGCAAAGAACCCAGCUGAGCCACUGGACUCUGACCUACAAAGUCAUGAUUAAAUAAAUUGGUGUUCUGUUAA